Racocetra persica is the source of this 544-nucleotide messenger RNA. The record is from the annotation of a GenBank genome assembly. Lineage: Eukaryota; Fungi; Glomeromycota; Glomeromycetes; Diversisporales; Gigasporaceae.
AUGUAUAUGGCUUACAAUGUAGAAGCGGCCUAUAAAUUUUUUAAGGAAUUACAAAAAGACCCAAAUUAUCAAAAUAAAGCUUGCUUAAUUGUUAGUAAACAGCAUCAUUAUCAAUCUUCUGAAUUAAUUAGUGCCAUUGGCAAAGAGAAAGAAAAUAUUAGAGAUUUUAAAAAUCCGCGGUCAAAUUUAAAUAUUGCGAUAGUAGUGGAUAAAUUAACUACUGGUUUUAAUAUGGAAAAUUUAGAGCGGAUUUAUUUAGACCAGCCCAUCACUGCUCCCCAUAAUUUUUUCCAAAAAAUAUCGCGGGUUAAUCGUAAAUAUGCUGACAAAGACCAAGGAUUUAUUGUUGAUUUAGUAAAUAAUGAAGAAACUUACCAAAAAUUUCAUUUGCCAGAAAAACUUUAUCAAUUACUUUUUGAUUUCCGAAAAAUUGAUGAAAAGGAUUUUCUUGAUGAGGCUCUAAGUUAUUGUUUAAGUUCCAAAAAGAGCGAAAAGGAAAGAAGAGAGUUUUUUACAGAAGCUAAAUCAUUGCGUUUAAUAUUGA